Molecule: messenger RNA, 1524 nt
Organism: Zygosaccharomyces rouxii
Lineage: Eukaryota; Fungi; Ascomycota; Saccharomycetes; Saccharomycetales; Saccharomycetaceae
Gene: SCW11
Product: putative glucan endo-1,3-beta-D-glucosidase
Exons: 1
Coding region: 1-1524 (507 amino acids)
Biological process (GO): cell wall organization; carbohydrate metabolic process
Cellular component (GO): fungal-type cell wall; extracellular region; cell surface
Molecular function (GO): 1,3-beta-glucanosyltransferase activity; glucan endo-1,3-beta-D-glucosidase activity
Source: RefSeq, a predicted model, not a curated record
AUGAUUAACGCUAUCCAAUUAUUAGCUAGCCUGGCCUUUCUACAUUCCUUAGCUGCAGCAUUGCCUGUGAAAAGAGAAAUUGUCACCAGAAUGCAUACAGCCCCAACUCACACCAAUACGGAUAUGUACUCCACUACUACCAGAAUACAUGUAGCUCCUACGGUCGCUUACGUUGUCAACGGUGAUGUCACUUAUACUACAACUUUGGUGCCACCCAAUGUGGAUCCAACCGCUGAACCUGUCACUUCGGUCAUUUAUGGAACUUCUUCUGCGGCCAGUCAACAACCAAGCCAGACUCCAGAAUCGAGCUCCGAUUCGUGGUCUUCACCAGCACCUUCAAGUUCCCCCCAAGCCGCAUCUAGUACUACCCAAUUGUCUUCCGUUUCAAGCCAAUCGCCAUCUCCUGCUCCAGUAAGCUCUAGCGAGUCAUCUUUCCCUGCUCCAGCUACCUCUAGCGAAUCCUCUUCUGCUGCUCCAGCUACCUCUAGCGAAUCCUCUUCUCCCGCUCCAGCUACCUCUAGCCAAUCAUCUUCCCCUGCUCCAGUUACCUCUAGUCAAUCUUCCUCCCCUGCCCCAGCUGGCUCUACCCAGUGGACUACUCUUUACCCAUCUUCCAGUUCCAGCUCUUCGUCCAGCCCUGCAACUCCUUCUAGCUCAUGGACUCCUGCAUCUUCAAGUUCAGCUCCUUCAAGUAGUUCAAGCAGUGCUAGUAGUAGUGGUGGUCUUGUUUCCGUUCCAACCGCUAUCUCCUACACUCCUUACAAUGACGACAGUACCUGCAAAUCUAGCGACCAAGUUAACGCAGAUCUACAAGAAAUUCAGUCUAAGGGUAUUCACAGAAUAAGAGUCUAUGGUGCCGAUUGCGGUGCUUUCGAGAACAUUUUACCAGCUGCCACCAGAUUGGGAAUGAAAGUGAAUCAAGGUUUAUGGAUUGAUCAAUCAGGUGUAAACUCAAUCGACGACGCUGUCCAAUCUCUGAUUCAAUACGGUACACAAAACGGCUGGGAUAUUUUUGACUUCAUUACUGUUGGUAACGAAGCUAUCAACUCUGGUUUCUGCAGUGUCAGCGAUUUAAUCUCCAAAAUACAAUCUGUCAAGAGUCAAUUAAGAAAUGCUGGUUACCAAGGUGCAGUUAUUACUAGUGAACCACCAGUCACUUUCGAAACGAAUCCACAGUUGUGCACAGAUUCUGGUAUCGAUUUCGUAGGUGUGAAUCCUCACUCUUUCUUCGAUUUUGGUAUUGAUGCAAACGAUGCUGGUUCCUUCGUCAAGGGUCAAGUUCAAUUGGCUCAAAAUGCAUGUGGUAAUAUGGACAUUUUUGUUACUGAAACUGGUUACCCAUCUAACGGUUACAUUAUUGGCCAAGAAGAGCCUACUCAGGAAAAUCAAAGAAUCGCUAUAAACUCGAUUCUAGAGGAAAUGAACAACAAUGUGACAAUCCUAUCCUUCUUUAAUGACAAGUGGAAGAAUCCAGGUCCUUACGGUAUUGAACAAUGGUUUGGGAUUGAAAGUCAAUUCAAUUGA